Fundulus heteroclitus (mummichog) is the source of this 1436-nucleotide messenger RNA. RefSeq lists its product as uncharacterized. The coding region runs from base 61 to 1236 and encodes 391 amino acids. Lineage: Eukaryota; Metazoa; Chordata; Actinopteri; Cyprinodontiformes; Fundulidae. The record is from RefSeq and is a predicted model, not a curated record. The transcript is spliced from 3 exons.
CUGGGUCAAAUAAACACAGAUAAGCCUCCUGUCCCAGUGGUCGGACAGACACUCUCAGCCAUGAUCCUGACGGCUCGCAGUCUGUGUCUUCCCUCUGCAGCCACCGUCCAGGAGCUGUUCUCGGUGGCCCGAGACGCCAACAUCAUCCCAGACAUCUCCCUGGAUCCCGUCCUCACGACUUUCCUCUCGCUGGACUCCUCCGCGGCUCUGCAGCACCAAUAUGGCUUCCUGCAGCGCAGCAUGAGCGGCGAGCAGCAGGCGGCCUUCAACCUGAACCUUACUGCAGAGGUGGGCAGCUGCAGGGUCACAUACGGAGGCGUGGGGGUCAUCGCUUUAGCUCUGUCCCUGCUUUUGGACCAGGUGGCCCAACAUGUAGUGCGAGGUUCAGCAGAGGGCCUCCCGUCACCUAAAGGAUCCAGAGCCGAGAGGAUUUUCGGCAUCAGCACAUCUUCAAGAAUCGGCUCCAUGAUCCACACCUACCUCAGCCUGGUCCCCGGCAUCGCCAACAACGAGGAGAAAAUGGCGGAGACCACCGAGCUCUACGAUAACUUCCUAAACCUCGAGCUGAUCGACCAUUACGAGAGGAUGACCACCAAGAAGAGGAUGAGCACAGAGUCCAUGCAGCAGUGGUUGGCUGGAGCUGCGUUUCAUCUGCACCUCAGGAUCCACCAGGUGCGUCUUCGCUCUGUGCCAUCUGGAUCGAUCGAGUCUCUCCGUUUGUCUUAUAAAACGGGCUUAAAUCGCCUCGUUCACGGCUACGUAGCCUACUUACGUAAAAACGUCUUGGAGACUGAAGCGGCUGGCCCACUGAAAGCAAAAACUGGAGCCGGCAGCAGGAUGGAAAACAGCAACAGCUCCAGCAUCAGUACUAACGUCAUGGUUUACCCAGCUCAUACGACACCCAAUGCAACCGCAGGAGAUAACAGAAGCUGUGGAGACUCUGGAAGCGGCGAGCUGAGAGGAAGAAACGGCACCACCCUCAACACCUCAACGCCUCGCUGUAUCAUGGAGGAGGAAGACAGCGAGCUCGGUCUGCUGGUCAUCGAGCCCCAGAGAAAAGUGAGUCACACCAUCCAGCAUCACCCCUGUGAGUCUCCGGCCAUCCAGCAGGCUUUGGUGGCGCAUAUUAUGAAGUCUCAGGACCUGCAGCGCAACAGAAACUUUUUCCUCUAUCCUGAGAAAGUCCUACAAAGCCUCCUGAAGCAGAGGGACGACUUUGAGCUCAAAGCAACUUAGACUGACAUCAAUCUUCAUCUUCAUUCUCCUCAAAUCCAGAAGAAAAAUAAACAGACUCAAAGUAACUCAUCCACUCAGUAGUUUAUUCUAAGUCAAUUAGUAUAAAAGUGGCUUUUUUGAUGAUUGGACUUUAGUAAUAAAUGUUUUUCAAUAUUAAAUCCACUUUUCAGUGGAUUGAAGAAGUAAACCCAUUAAAAUAU